GUGAACACACAAUACAUACGCACACACGAUUAUCUCUUUUUUUUUAUUCUUAGAAUUUACGCGUGUCAUGUCGUCUGACAGCGGUGACCGCACCAUCAAGGUGCUCUUGAUUGGCGACAGCGGCGUAGGCAAGUCCUCCUUGCUUGUAUCCUUUACAACGGGCACCUUUGACGAGAACAUCUCAGCCACCAUCGGCAUCGACUUCAAGAUCAAGAAGGUGAACGUGGUGGACUCGCACACCGGCGCGAAAGCGACCGUGAAUUUGCAGCUCUGGGACACCGCUGGUCAGGAGCGUUUCCGCACCCUCACCAGCUCCUACUACCGCGGCGCGCAGGCUGUGGUGCUUGUGUACGACGUCAGUGAGCCGCAAUCGUUUCACGGACUGCAGAAGUGGCUGGACGAGGCCAACAGUUACUGCCGCCGUGACGAGAUGGAGCGCAACAACGUCGUGUUUCUGCUGAUUGGAAACAAGACUGACUUGUGCCCAGAUGAGAACUCAAUGCCGCUGCCCAAGUCCGUAGCGCAGGGCUUUGCGCAGCAGAACAACAUGCUCUUCGCGCUGGCGUCAGCAAAGACAAAAAUUGGUGUGGCGCAGGCUUUUGACGAGGUGGCGCGGAACGCGUACGACAAGAUGCAGGAAGCGGCGCGGUACGAGAAACGGCGCGCGACAAAUCUAAGCGAAAAAGGCGGCAACGGAGGUGACCAAGGCUGCUGCUAG
This is a messenger RNA of Leptomonas pyrrhocoris, 718 nucleotides long. Its product is annotated as small GTP-binding protein Rab18 putativeras-related protein. The transcript has a single exon. Gene Ontology annotation, molecular function: GTP binding; GTPase activity. Lineage: Eukaryota; Euglenozoa; Kinetoplastea; Trypanosomatida; Trypanosomatidae. The coding region runs from base 68 to 718 and encodes 216 amino acids. The record is from RefSeq and is a predicted model, not a curated record.